Molecule: messenger RNA, 4335 nt
Organism: Alligator mississippiensis (American alligator)
Lineage: Eukaryota; Metazoa; Chordata; Crocodylia; Alligatoridae
Product: zinc finger protein 271
Exons: 6
Coding region: 79-3066 (995 amino acids)
Biological process (GO): regulation of DNA-templated transcription
Source: RefSeq, a predicted model, not a curated record
GCUGGUGACCCUCAAGGAAGUGGCUGUGUAUCCCAGCGAGGGGCAGUGGGCUCUGCGGGGCAGCCCUCUACAGACGGCAUGCAGGAGAGUUAUGAGACUUCAGCCACAGUGGCAGGUGAGUCUCCAGUGAGUGUGAGGGAGGCAGAGAGUCCCCAGCAGGUAGGUCCUGAGUCCAUGGAUCUUCAGGGGAUGGUGCUGGAAAGAGCCAAAGGGGACCUUUCCCAGCCCCCCGAGCACGAAACUGCUGGUGUGAAUCGCCGUAGGUCACUCAGGCACAAGGGAAAGCCACCAGGGGAGGUCGAGCUCAAGGACACCACUUGCAAGGAACCCCCCGAUGCAGAGAGGCCCAACACAUGCAGUGAGUGCGGGAAGGGCUUCCGCUGGCGCUCAGCCCUCAUCGACCACCAGCGACUGCACACGGGCGAGCGCCCCUACCGAUGCCCUGACUGUGGGCGCAGCUUCAGCCGCAGCUCCAACCUCACCACCCACCAGCGCCUGCACACGGGCGAGCGCCCCUACGUGUGCCCCAACUGCGGUAAGGGCUUCAACCACAGCUCCAACCUGGCAGCCCACCAGCGCGUGCACACAGGGGACCUGCCCUACAAGUGCCCUGACUGUGGCAAGAGCUACAGCGUGAGCUCCUACCUCCUGCGGCACCAAAAGAUCCACACAGGGGAAAGGCCUUACCAGUGCGACGAGUGCGAGAAGAGCUUUGGGCAGAGCUCGACCCUGGUGAUCCACAAGCGCGUGCACUCGGGGGAGAAGCCGUACAAGUGCCCUGCUUGUGGCAAGUGGUUCCGGAACAACUCUGACCUGAUCCGGCACCAGAGGAUCCACACUGGGGAGAGGCCCUACCAGUGCGGCCAGUGCGGGAGGAGCUUCAGUGAGAGCUCACACCUGACAAGGCACCGCAGAACUCACACGGGGAAGAGCGCCCACCCCUGCCCAGACUGCAGCAAGUGCUUCAAGAGCAUCUCCCGGCUGGCCAAGCACCAGCGCGCUCACACAGGGGAGAAGGACUACUGCUGCCCCGACUGCGGGAAGAGCUUCAACCGGAGCUCCAACCUCAUCGUCCACCAGCGGUCCCAUAUGGAGCAGAAGCCAUACAAGUGCCUGGACUGCACCAAGACCUUCAGCUGCAGCUCCCAGCUGAUCAGGCAUCAGAGGAUCCACACGGGGGAGAAACCCUACAAAUGCCUGAGCUGUGGGAAGAGCUUCACCGUCAGCUCUCAGCUCACGUCACACCAGAGACUCCACACGGGAGAGAAACCUUAUCACUGCGCUGAUUGUGGGAAGAGCUUCCGUCACAGUUCAGGGCUUGUUUCCCACCAGAAAAGGCAUCGAAAGGAGGGGGGCUCUGUCAGCAUCCCAAUUGUGGUAACCGCUCAAACCUUACUGCACAUCACGGUGGUGCCACCACACAAUGUCAAUCCUUAUAUCUGGAGUGGGGGAAGGGAAAUGGCUGCAGUGGAACUGAUAACCUUUGAGGAGGUGGCUGUGUAUUUCACCCUAGAGGAGUGGGCUCUGCUGGACUCAGGUCAAAGAGCCCUCUACUGGGAUGUCAUGCAGGAGAAUUAUGAGGCCAUGGUUAAUCUAGGAUUUCCCAUUCCCAAACCAAGUGUGAUUUCCAAGCUGAAAGGAGGAGAAGCGCAAUGGGUUCCAGAUCUAAAGGGCUGUGAGGCAAAGAGGAUCCUGAGAAGUCCUUGCACAGCUGCCACGGGGACAGUGAGUGAGGAGGAGAGUGCCCAGCAGGAGGUCCCUGAGGAUCUGGAGCCCUGGAGUCCUGGUUGGAGAGCAACCUGGGAGGCUGAGAGCAGCUCAGAGAAGCAGCCAAGAAAUCCCUCAGGCAACAGACUGGGCCAGGACCCUCCCAAUAACAGAGGCUUCAUAAGUGAGAAACCCUCUGCUGGAGAGAAGCUGCACUGGGACACGGCUUGUGAGGCUGGAUUGAACUCAGACCCAGGGCAAGCCUCUCCCAGUCACUGUGCCAAGGGCUGCCAGGGGCUGGAAGCGGAGGCUGGGGAGCAGCUGAACGCAUGUGGUAAGUGUGGAAAAGGCUUCUGCCACAACUCAGACCUCACCAGACACCAGCGGGCCCAUGGGGGUGAGUGGCCUCACCAGUGCCCCGAGUGUGGCAAGGGCUUCCCCGUCCGCUCGGCCCUGGCCACCCACCGGCGCAUCCACACAGGGGAGCGUCCCUAUGCCUGCGAUGCCUGCGGCAAGCGCUUCAGCCAGAGCUCCCACCUCAUGCAGCACCUGCGCUCCCACACGGGUGAGAAGCCCUACCGCUGCCCCGACUGCGGGAAGAGCUUCCGGGAAGGCUCCACACUGGCCCGGCACCGCCGCACCCACCGCUUGGAGAAGCCCCACACCUGCUCCCACUGUGGGAAGGGCUUCCAUGAGAAGUCCAACUUUGCCCGGCACCAGCGUGUGCAUGCAGGGGAGCUGCCCCCCAGUGGGGUUGGGGCUGCUAGGGAGGAGGAGGAGGAGAAGUCAUACAUCUGCCCUGACUGUGGGAAGGGCUUUGGGCGCAACGCCUACCUGACCCUGCACCAGCGCACCCACACGGGCGAGCGCCCCUACACCUGCCCCGACUGCGGAAAGAGCUUCAGCGCCAGCUCCAACCUGACCCGGCACCAGCGGGUCCAUACGGGUGAGCGGCCCUACCCCUGCGCCCACUGUGGAAAGCGCUUCUCCCAGAGUUCCACCCUCUUCGUGCACCUCCGCACGCACACGGGCGAGGUGCCCUACCACUGUGCCACCUGCGGCCGGGGCUUCAGCCAGAACUCCACCCUCCUGGCCCACCAGCGUGUCCACACCGGUGAGCGGCCCUAUCGCUGUGCUCGCUGCGCCAGGGGCUUUGCCACCAGCUCUGAGCUCACCAGGCAUCUCGGGGGGCAUGCCAGGGAGGGGCCCACCCCUGCAGCCACUGCCCAAAGAGCUUCCCCACCAGUCUGCUCCUUCACAGGCACCAGAAAAGCCACCAGUGAUGGAGGGGUCUGGCUCCACACAGAUGAGCUGCACAGCAAGAUAGGGCACCCUCGGAGGGGUGGCAAGGUGCCAUGAAGAGUGGGUGGCAGAGCUGCCCUGCAUGAGUUAUUCAUGGGUAGAUUUCAGAGGUGUUUCAGUGCCUACAGGUGUAGACAGGCAUCUCAUGAAUUUACAAGUAGGCCCAGUUCCCGUUGGCCUUCGGUGGGCUUCCAAGCUCUAUCGCUGCCAGAUUUUCUGUUCAGUGGGAAAUUCAGGGGUUUUCAGAACUUUUUUGUGUUCCUAAACAGAACCAACACAUUCCUUGACUCCCUCUGAAGCAAUAUUCAACCCUCAGUCCAAACCCAGGCUUCUUUUUAUUAAAUUACAUAGUAUAUGUUGGGGGGGGGGAGGAGUUCAUUGAAAAGUAAUUUCCAAGUUAAAUCAGGCCCUUCUGAAAAAUAUCAAAUUGAACAUUUUAUCCUCAUUGGAUAGUCUACACAAAAUUAUAUCAAAAUCCAUUUAUGAAUCAUUUCAAUUUCAGUGAAAUGGCAUUUUCUGCCAAAAAGACAUUAUGUGGUAGGGGAAAAUGUAACCAGUUCUGGUCUAUAAGGUGCUAAGGGGCUUUUGUAAAUUCCUCAUGGCUCCUCUCUCUAUUGUGAGGUACAUCCAUGCUUUUGUAAAUGUUGCUCUUUGUUUCUCUGUACAUCAGUUCUCCAUCUGGCAACGGGGAUGGCAGCAUUGCCAACCUGGCAGAAGUGUGUGAGGAUCAACGCAGUACAGGCUGUGAAAUAACUGGAUGGAUAUAGAUUCACUGGAAAUGUGUCUCUCUUGCCCCACUUCUGGUAGAUGGAAGGGGCAGGGUAGCUAACUCCAUUUAAUUUCACAGGAGACUAGGUGCCUGUAUCUCAUACAAUCAUAGAAAAAAGUAGGACUGGAAGGUACCACCAGAGGUCAUCUAAUCCAUAGUUUCUCAACCUGUGGUACGUGUACCCCUGGGGGCAUGCGAGACACAGGCAAAGGGUACGCGGGUACCCCAACACUGUCUCUCUUGCCCUCUUCCUCUCUCUCACCAAUUCCUCCUCUCAAAACUAUGGCAAAAAAUUUGGUGUAAUUAAAAAAAUUAAAUUCCCCAGUAAUAAUUUGGUGUGCUGUGCUUUGCGUGGCACUGGGUUCAGCCCUCCUAGCUUUGGCCAAUAUCACCUCUAGCCCAGGUACAUACUUGAGUUGUGCAUCCCUGGUGUAAAAGGUGGCAACCCUACCCAUAACAGAUCAGACAUCUGUCGUAUCAUGGCCUUAUAUACACAGCCCUUCUUCCAACUUAUGGCACACAUUAGUCUGUAAAUAUAAAAUCCCCUGGAAAAUUGA